AUGAGGUCUUCCGCUGAGUUGGAAAGCAUCCGAUUUGGGGUGUAUUUGUGCACAUGCACAGGCACAUCCCUAACCAUAAAGUAUAUUCGAAUCGUUGGGACUCACAACACAGUGAACAAGAUUUUUCACAUUGUGGCUUUUGAAUGUAUGUUUACAAACAAAGCCUUCACUAUUGAGAAGGGACUGAUAGUUCCCACAGAGAAUGUUGCAACAAUUGCUGAUUGUGCCAGUGUGAUUGAAGGAGUCAGUCGGAGCCGAAAUGCUUUGCUGAAUGGAGACACUAAGAAUUAUGACUGGGAUUCUGGCUACACAUGUCACCAGCUAGGAAGUGGUGCCAUUAUGGUUCAGUUGGCACAGCCAUACAUGAUUGGAUCAAUACGGUUGCUACUUUGGGACUGUGAUGAUCGAAGCUAUAGCUACUACGUUGAGAUUUCUACCAACCAGCAACAGUGGACCAUGGUAGCCGAUAGAACUAAAGUCUCCUGCAAGUCCUGGCAGUCAGUAACUUUUGAAAGACAGCCUGCCUCCUUCAUCCGGAUCGUUGGGACACACAACACAGCCAACGAGGUGUUCCACUGUGUCCACUUUGAGUGUCCAGAGCAGCAGAAUAGCCAGAAGGAGGAAAACAGCGAGGAACCAGGGACAGGAGACACCAGUCCGGCUGGUCAGCAGCUUGACCCUCACGCCCUGCGGGCCCCUGGCGGCAACUCACUGCCCUCCAGCCCAGGUUCCAACUCACGCUCACCCAACCGGCAGCAUCAAUAAAGGAGGCAGUGGGCCUGUGGGACUCGGUGUGCCCCAACAACAGCAGGAAGUGGCGUGUUCUCCCUGAGCAGGGGCUUUGUUGACUGCCUCC
Otolemur garnettii (small-eared galago) is the source of this 856-nucleotide messenger RNA. RefSeq names its product BTB/POZ domain-containing protein 9. The transcript is spliced from 6 exons. The record is from RefSeq and is a predicted model, not a curated record. Bases 1 to 765 code for a protein of 254 amino acids. Lineage: Eukaryota; Metazoa; Chordata; Mammalia; Primates; Galagidae. Gene Ontology annotation, biological process: circadian behavior; adult locomotory behavior; modulation of chemical synaptic transmission.